Molecule: messenger RNA, 1341 nt
Organism: Penicillium manginii
Lineage: Eukaryota; Fungi; Ascomycota; Eurotiomycetes; Eurotiales; Aspergillaceae
Product: putative MFS transporter
Exons: 4
Coding region: 1-1341 (446 amino acids)
Biological process (GO): transmembrane transport
Cellular component (GO): membrane
Molecular function (GO): transmembrane transporter activity
Source: RefSeq, a predicted model, not a curated record
AUGAGCACUCAAACCCAGACCCAACCAGAACCAGAAACAAUCAUCCUACAAACCCGAACCUCACUUAACGAGAUCCCAUCUCCAACACCACCCCAAGAUCAACCCCCAAAAUGGCUCUACCCCAAAAUCCUCAGCGCAGGCCUCUCCUUCUUCGUCGCAGGCGUCAACGACGGCAGUCUAGGCUCCCUAAUCCCCUACAUAAUCCACAGCUACAACAUCAACACAAACACAAUCGCCAUCCUCUACGCCACAACAUUCGCCGGCUGGUUCAUCGCCGCACUAUCCAACAGCACAAUCUGCCAAAAUCUAGACCUCGGCUCGAUCCUGUGCAUCGGUGCCGCGCUCCAAGUCCUCGCUCACGUCCUGCGAGCCUGGUUCGCGCCAUUCCCACUUUACGCCGUGACGUUUUUCCUCGCGUCGUUGGGCCAGGCUUAUAACGAUACGCAUGCUAAUACGUUCGUUUCGCAAUUGCCCGGCGCGGCGCAUCGGUGGUUGGGCUUUAUUCAUGCUAUGUAUAUGGCUGGAUGUCUUGUUGGGCCAUUCGUUGCGACGGGGGUGGCGUCGGCGAAUGUCCAGUCUCGAUGGAAUCUGUUUUAUAUUUUUCCUUUGGGAUUGGGGGUUGUGAAUUUUGCUUUGGUGACGUUGUCGUUUCAUGAUCGUGUUGCUGUCUUGUCUAAGAAGGACGUCGUCAGAGACGAGGCCCUCUCUUCUGACUCGCAUCGCCCAGAGCGAGAGUCAGCGAGUAAAGCAGCCGUCAAGGAAAUCAAGGAGACACUGUCUACGCCGGGGGUCUGGCUGGUCAGUCUAUUCUUCUUUUUCUUUCUGGGUGCGGCCAUCACGGCUGGGGGGUGGAUGGUCGAGUACCUGGUCAACGUGCGAAACGGAGACGUCAAGAAUAUGGGAUACGUGCCUGCGGGAUAUUACGGCGGAGGCUUUUUGGGCCGACUGCUUCUUGCUGAGCCGACUCAUCGACUAGGAGAGAGGAGAAUGGUCUUUAUUUACGCGGUUCUUUGCGUUGGCUUGCAAUUGGUGUUUUGGCUGGUUCCGAAUAUCAUCACUGAAGCUGUGGCUGUUAGUCUAUUGGGCUUUUUCUCUGGCCCGUUCUUCGCAACGGGUAUAUCCGUUGGAUCCAAGAUUUUUAGACCAGAGAUCCGCUCCUCGGCAAUAGCCUUCGUAUUUGUACUCGGUCAGAUUGGUGGCUCGAUCUUCCCUGCCAUCACUGGUAUCAUCGCGGCUCGGGUAGGGGUUAAGGUAUUGCAGCCCAUACUUGUAGGCUUAUUCAGUGCUGCUGGUAUCAGUUGGCUGUUAUUGCCCAAGAAUGCGGAGGUUCAUCGGGAAUGA